AUGGCUUCAAACCUUACGGAAGGAAGCGUAUCAAUUGAGGCAAAUGGCGAACCGUACAGUCCCGACUCAUGCAUUACUUUCGAGGGGUUGUUCAAACCUAUAAGCAUUAAGGGUUAUCACGACGAAAGGCGUGGAAGACCUGCCACUCCCUUCAGAAGAGCUUUGUUGAAGGGAUCCGGCGAAUUCGUCAACGGGACAUCCCUUUUUCCCGUCAGGUUGUCGCCAUUGGCGUUUUCAGUCUUUGUCGUCCAACCCGAUUCGGUAUAUUCAAUUCGAGGCGAAAUUCGGGGUAUCGAUGACAAGUUGAACAUCAACAUGGUGUUCAACACUAACAACGCUAGGGUGGUUAUCUGCGAAUCCAGCGCUCAAUUCACUUCAUCUUCUUCGGUUACGGGCGGCGGAACUAUAGAUCAGUCUUCAAAAAUACAAUGCAACGGUUCGACCAAACGCACGUUGACAAAGGUGGUAGUAAGACAUCGUUUGGUGAGCUUUUCACGUGAUUCUACGACAAUCUGGGGUUAA
This is a messenger RNA of Puccinia triticina, 522 nucleotides long. RefSeq lists its product as uncharacterized. NCBI's taxonomy places the organism in Eukaryota, Fungi, Basidiomycota, Pucciniomycetes, Pucciniales, Pucciniaceae. Bases 1 to 522 code for a protein of 173 amino acids. The record is from RefSeq and is a predicted model, not a curated record. The transcript is spliced from 2 exons.